Mesorhabditis belari is the source of this 1146-nucleotide messenger RNA. NCBI's taxonomy places the organism in Eukaryota, Metazoa, Nematoda, Chromadorea, Rhabditida, Rhabditidae. The record is from the annotation of a GenBank genome assembly.
AUGACACCAAAAUCUCUUUUCGAGCGACGAGUGCCAGCUGAAGCGGAAAAUAUGGCGCACGAGUUUUUGGAUGAUGAAGAACUUCAAGAGGAACCAGCUCCGUCAAGCUCUCAACCGAUGGAGCUCAACCUGCAAGACCUGGGCUAUUUGGAGAUCCCGCAAGAUCUUUUGAGGAAGAAACCCGGCAUGUUCGAUCCUCUCCGUGUCUCUGUGCUCAAUUUAAGUCGAAAUCGUCUACUCUGCGCUAAUGAGAUUGUGAUUUUUGAGAAUCUCAUCAGCCUUGAUCUGAGCAACAAUCAGUUGAUGGAUGUACCAAAAGAUAUCGGAAAACUAGGAAAGCUGAGAGUUUUCGAGGCGAGAAACAACAUGAUUGAAGAUUUUCCCGAUUCGAUGAGCUUGUUAACGAAUAUAGAAGUUUUCAAUGUGGCUGGGAAUCAUUUAACCGUUUUCCCGACUGUUUGCCUGGAGAUGUUGAAGUUGAGACAGCUCUAUCUUGGCGGAAAUCAUAUUUCCGAGCUACCGUUUGGAAUCGGCACGUUGACUCAAUUAGAAGUCCUCUACCUCGGUGGAAAUCAGCUCAUCGAGAUCCCAGCCACAAUCGGCCACCUAAAAGCACUUUGCAAUCUGAAUCUAAGUGACAACGUCCUCGAAUCUCUUCCAUCCACUGUAGCUGAAUGCCAAGAGCUUGAGCUACUCUCACUUCACAAUAACAAAAUUAGGACUUUACCCACUGGGAUCAUCAAGCUGCGGAACUUGGCUCAAUUAUCCCUUCGUGGAAAUCCCUUGGUAGCCGAGUUUGUCAGCAACAUUCAACUCGAACCACCAAAGCUUAAAGAAUUGGCUGGAAGAAUUGUGCAAAGAAAGCUUGAAAAAUGGCGGCUUUGGGAGAUUUUGCCAAGAGAGUUGGUCCACUACUUGCAUUCAGCUAACCAGUGCGUCAACCCUAAAUGCAAGGGUGUCUACUUCGAGGCUUGCGUUGAGCAUGUGAAAUUUGUCGAUUUCUGUGGAAAGUAUCGAGUACCGCUGCUCGAAUUCUUGUGCUCGCCCCGUUGUUCAAGCACUGCGCCAGCCUAUGUGAGCAGCUCGUCGGAUACCGAGGAUGAGCCCGACAGCAGCCAAAUGAAGAUGAAGAAAGUUUUGCUUGGU